Molecule: messenger RNA, 1065 nt
Organism: Sorghum bicolor (sorghum)
Lineage: Eukaryota; Viridiplantae; Streptophyta; Magnoliopsida; Poales; Poaceae
Exons: 7
Coding region: 66-704 (212 amino acids)
Source: RefSeq, a predicted model, not a curated record
AUCUGGAGGCGGAAACGAAAACGAAGCAUCUCACUCUCAGGUAGUCAAGGGUGCGAGUUGCGACAAUGGCGUCGUCCGCUGCUGCUACCGCGAAGCCGAUCGCGCUCCCGCCGGCGCCAACCCGAGGAGGCGGCUGCUGCUGGAGGGCAUGCCCCAGGACCACGGUCCCCGCCGCGGCGGCGCGCCUCAGGGUCUCCGCCUCCGCCGCCUCGUCGGACGUGCCGGACUUCCUCUCGUCCAAUUGGCUUGAAACUCGCAAGAGAAAGCCCUUCGGUCCCAGGUUGAAUUUUAGUGCAGAAGAAGCAGUCGAAUACCAGCUUGAGUCCUUAAAAUACAAUGAUCAGCCCCGCCAAGAUUAUGGGAUAGAGGUCAUGUACCGGUUUGCAGGCUUUGACCCGUUUGAAAGGUCGACUUACUUUGGACGACAGUUUGAUCUAGGACAGUUUGAACGCUUCCGGCGUUUGUUUCACCAUUCAGCUUACAGAGUGCUGCUGGGCCACAAAGAAAGAAAUAUAUUAAGCAGUUUAUGGGUUGAAGAGAACCGGUUUAAACAAAGAGUCUGGGUACAAGGAGCCCGUCCAGAGGAAGAAGAAAUAUUUCAAUUCACAAUGGUCCAGAGAGUUGGAGGCUCAUGGGAUGGUUACUGGCUGACAGAGAGCUUAAUAAAUGAUGGAGACGCAUUCUCAGGUGGUAUCGCUUACUGAUGUAGUGAAUUGGUGUAAAUCAGAUGCGUUCAUGUGAAUAUUGGUCCAAUAUAAACUUAUAGCAAUGUAGUAAUUGUAAAAACGGUUGGCUCAGGAAUAGGUUUUAUCUCCGUCCUUGAAGAUGUCAUACACUCAUACUAGCAGUGGCACACUAGCAAGUGGCGUGAAUGAAAAGUUGACACAUAUGUUGGUGUGUGAAAUUUGGCCGCCUUUGUGCAGAAAUUUGGCGGUGCCGGACACGCUAGUAUAUUGUACAGAAAGAGCCCUUUCAUAGUGCCCACAAAUGGUCAAACAUGCAUGUCUGUGAAGUACCUUUGUGUUGUGUGCUUGCUGCUUACAGUAAACCCCCAGAUUUUACUCA